AUGGGCCGAAGAUCUAAACCUGACUCGAAGCACCAUGAGCCGGCUCAGGGACAAGCCGCACAGCCGUCGCCCAUGGGCUCGGCCAUGUCUUAUUCUCCAAUGUCGUACUCCCAAAUGCCUAGCUCGCCGAUGCAGUAUAAUUCCAUGAUGCAAACACCGCUAUAUCCGCCACCCUCAGCCCCAGCCGGCCUCGUUGAUUAUUCACAAGAGCUUUGGAAGAUGCCAGAGAUUACCCCAAGUUGGGGUGGCGCGAGUAUGCAACCAGUUCAACCUUACCUGAAUCAGUCAGUGCCUGCGGAAAUGCCAACAGAGCCAUGGAGACCCCAGCAAUAUUCUCCGACAUACUGCAUAACCUGCGAAAAGCAAUUUGUGCCCAACUCUGUGUCGCUGCUCUACUGUUCUAGAUGUUGCCAGGGCCUUGGUCAGGGAAUCCAAGUACGCAAGACCCAGUCCUCAUCCUCGGAGAUCCCCAGUUUUUCAACCGCCGCUCCAGGAGCCAAUGCCGACACAUCCCCAAACGCUUCAUCAAACUCGGCCCUUGAAUCUCACAAUACCCACCCACCGAGUUCUCCUUCAGCUGUCCACUCACGCAGGCUCGAAAACAUUCGGAGACUUGCGCCUUGGGGACCUGAAUCAACUCCUACCAGGAUGCCCGAAGACCCUCUUGAUACAAAUUAUGUUUUACCUACGACAAAAGAUCACCAAUUUGGAUUUCAACCGGAUGAUAGAAAAGAGCCCAAGGCUACCAAGAAAUUGGAAGGAGAUAAACAGAAAGAAUCCCACGGGUCUCGUCCUUCUCUCAAGGCUCAACUGUCUCAUCGGUUUGAAAAAUUUGGGUCAACACAGAUGCGACCGCCCUCCCACGAUGACUCUGACGCAGACACCACUUGUUCUGUCGAUUCUGCCUGGGAUGGCUCAAUGGAGCCAAGCAAGCAACAUUUUGUCCAACAGCUUGUCCAGGAUGUCAAGAGCCAUCUUGGCAGCACAUGCAGCAAGAGUAUGGCUGUAGACUACCUUAGUAACGCAGUGAAGGAGUUUGCAUGUAGACUGCAAGACGAGUCCUUAAGCGCUUGCGGGUUGGAGGCAGGGGCCAUAAUAAAACGACACAGAGAACAGAUCGUCCAACUGCUAGUCUCCGCUCCAUCCGAGAUAGCAUCCAGCCGGACGGACCAAGAGUUACUAGGUGACGAUGGGUUGCCAGGCCCCAAACAAUCCAGCAAGCCCAGCGAUGCGAUCCUUGAUUGGGUGAGUGGCGUUCAGCCGGAAUCUACCACGGAAAUGUCGCCAUCAGCCCAAUACAUGGAGCCUGUUCAACAGUCGGAUGCAUAUCGCUGGCUGUUAACCAAGAUCCUUCAGCAUGAUCGAUUGUCCUUUGGAGAUGAAUAUGGUGCAGCACGAAUCGGAAAAACCAUUCGGAGAGAGUUGCGGGUUCGAGGAUACCCCCUGAAAAGCAGAGUGUGGUUGCGGCCCUCCAUGGUGACCAUGAUAUUCAACCUCAAUUGGAACCCUGUUCGCUUCUUCCGUAACUUGCGCACCAAUAUCCCUUACAAAGAGGCUCUUCCCAAAAUACUAUGCUUGGUCGGUUCAUGGGAUGAGGCACAGGCUUUGACAGUGGCGGAUUACAUGAAUCAAACAUGGCCUGAAUCCGGACAAUCUCUGAUCACUCUGUUACAAGAGCUAGUGUCGCUUCCUGAAGGCCAAGAGUGUUCAUAUGAGACACCACAGCCCCUUGAAGGCCAGCGUCAGCGAGGCCUCAAAAGCCUCAGUGCUAUCAUUCACCCGGAAUCAUCCUUCUCUCUGACUGCGAUUGGCGGCCUCCACUUCGUUUCCGAGAUAGGCGAGCAACUUUCUUGGUUGGCCUCAGCUUUACGGCCGUCAAUCACGCAUGGGCGGGUUAUGAGUUACAUUCCUCGUGUCCGCGACAUCCGUUUACUUCCCCAAACCAGGGAACCCGGGACAAGGAAUAGGAUUGCGUCUUGCGAGAUUAGAUUCGAGUUUGCAGGUACAGCGGAUCCGUCUCUGGAGCCCGGUCUCUGCUGGGGCAACCUAUUUUGCGGCCCAGUCUUGGUCAAAGGGUUUCCAAUCCUCAAGCGAUCUAUACCCAAGACGGGUUUGGAGAUGUCAUUGGCUGAAAUAUCCACCAUUAUCAGUUCCACUCAGGUCGUGCGAUGGGACCAAAGAAUCAUCAUGAAAGGGUUCAACAUGCUUGCCGUCGCUACUCUUGCGGCUGCUGAUAUCAUCGUCUGGCAUCUUCUUAUUAGUAGUGAAGCCGACGAAAGGAUCUCAUAUGUUGACCCUAGGCUCGAUGAGUUGGAUAGUGGGAACUUGGAGGGUAUUUCUCUUCGAAUGUUGGAAACGAAGCGUCACGUUGUCGGGUGGUGUGCAGCAGCCACAGACUUGUGCGGAGGCUCAUUGGCGAAUCAUGACGUGAAGUCAUCAGGACUCCAAAAACCACCAGGUUCAAUCGUUAUUGACAAACUAUAUCUCGAGGCCGGGGCUGACGUGGUAGGCGGUCUCAGCAUGAAGAUCAACUCCAAGGAGCAACCAUUUUGGCUCCAGCGCGGAAAGGACUACCCCAGUCUUCUCAAGUGGAUUGGAGUUCAACCCAUUGCUUUUCACGAUGUAUCAAGUCGCCGUACAUGGCUUGUUGAUGGUGCUUCUGCAUUGCUUCAUCUUGUCAGGAUAUCACUUCAUCUCGAUGAGAACGAUCCUGAUUCCACUUAUGACUGGGUAUUCGAUCCGACCCAGCUCAAGGACAAAUGGGAUGGUGUCACAGGUCGGCAAGCAGCCCUCAUGACCUUGAAGAGCUGGGACAAUCUGGACUUGAAUAUCUACAUUGUCGACAAGCGACGAGGACCAACCGGGGUGCCAGAGGUGCAGUAUGCCACUUUUGGGUCUCGCGUCAGGGAAGUACUUCACUCUAUCGAGCUCCUGAUUGAUAGGCAGUCAAAAACCGCGUCGCAGGAGGGAAUAAGGAUCUCGCAGUCUCUGGACCCCCGCCGCGAGAUUGUUGGCUUCGACGUUCUAGAUGUUGUCACUCCACUUGGCCCCAUUCUUCCUCGGGUUCAACAUCUAAAAUCAUGGGGUCACGGCUGGAUCGAUUUCAUGCCCUCGAUUGGCGUCACCACCAUCUUUGGCAACGGGUUUGGCGAUUUGAUUCGGCCUGAUCAGCCCCUGAGCUUGUGUCAAGGCUGGAAGUCUUUACCCGAAGGAAAAGACUAUAUGGCGGCUUCCAUAUCGACACUGCGGAUGUUGUAUGAAAAGCGCCUUCUGAGAAUGGACCCAGGCCUGAAAGAAGGCGAGAUGGUAAAAAAGAUUGUUUGGGCCUCUUUUAGCCACCCCUUCCGGCCCUGCAACUGCUUGACGGAGUGCAUCAAGGCGGCUGCAACAACGAAUGAUGAAACCCAGGACUGCCACGACCCAGUGCAAUUCUUUGUCAAGAAGUCAUGGCCGCGUACAGUCCCACAUGGUAUGACACCAGUGCGCUUGACGGAUCUUGAUGAAAAGGGAGCAGUGGUCUUUGGGCAUUUACCCAUGCUGUCUCGAAAGAGUGAAGGGAAAGCCACCGCCCGACAAAGAGACGAGGAUGUGGAAGCAUCUUCAUCGAGUGCCGAUGGAAGAUUGCAAGCCCCCCUCACAAACUCAGCCACAAGCGAGUCAGUUGGAUCAACUGGGAUCACAGUGCCAAGCUCGAGCAUAUCAAGCCCCAGGGAGGAACAGAAGGAGGAUAAGUCAACGGAUGGUAGUGCUAAAGGAGCAGGGGCAAAAAGAAGAAGAUGGAUAUUCUUUAGGAAAUAG
Fusarium keratoplasticum is the source of this 3798-nucleotide messenger RNA. RefSeq lists its product as uncharacterized. The transcript is spliced from 7 exons. The coding region runs from base 1 to 3798 and encodes 1265 amino acids. The record is from RefSeq and is a predicted model, not a curated record. NCBI's taxonomy places the organism in Eukaryota, Fungi, Ascomycota, Sordariomycetes, Hypocreales, Nectriaceae.